Lathyrus sativus (Indian pea) is the source of this 306-nucleotide messenger RNA. NCBI's taxonomy places the organism in Eukaryota, Viridiplantae, Streptophyta, Magnoliopsida, Fabales, Fabaceae. The record is from the annotation of a GenBank genome assembly.
AUGAUAUUGGAGCUUUGUGAUAAAAUGCCUAACCCAAUGGGACAAUCAUCUGUUGAUUGUGCAAAGAUCCCUUCCAUGUCUAAUGUUUCCUUCAUCAUUGGAGGAAAAAUGUUUGACCUUGCCCUACAAGUGUACAUACUGAAGGUAGGUGAAGGCCCUCAAGCCCAAUGCAUUAAUGGAUUUACUGUUUUGGAUGUUUCUCUUCCACGUGGCCUACUCUGGAUCCUUGGAGAUAUCUUCAUGGGGCGCUAUCAUACAAUCUUUGAUUAUGGUAAACUCAGAGUUGAAUUUGUCAAAGCAGCAUAG